AUGAGGAGAAUAGCAGACCUCAAGGUUAGAAGCAAGAGGUGUUUGACUCAAAGGGCAAUCUCUUGCCCCGUGCUUAGAAUUUCCUGGGACUUGGUGUACUGGAUGGCAAGAUACGAUAAACGCCUGAGAGUCCUCUGCAAACAUAUGUCUCCAAGAGAGAUAUCUGUUCUUGCCCCGUGGAAGAAGUCAUAUGAAAGAAGAGGAUUCUAUGAGUCAAGGGCCUCUUUCGACAUUGAUCUUCAUCCCUUUGUUAACCUCAGGGCAUUGAGGGUCGUUGACUCAUCCAUCUUUGAUAUGUUCUCGAUCAACAACACCUGCAUCAAGGAAUUGAAGCUCCUUAAAGUUUUGGGGGUGAGGAUGAAAAGCCCUGUGAACACUGUGCUAGAAGAAAUAACUCUGAAGGACACUAGAAUACCAUAUGAAGAUAUGGUAAGUAUUCUUGGGAUAGAGUCAUUAAUAAGUGUGUCAUUGAUGAAUGUCGAUGUUUCGGGAUGCCAUAGGUGGAGAGAAAAGCUUCUAGAGAAGAUUAGAGAGAUGCCCAAACUGAAAAGGAUAGUUCUGGUUAAUAUGAAGGUUGACAUUCAGCAGUUUACUGACCUGUGCAUUGAAAGGGGGUUGGGGUGGUUUAAGAUUGCUGAAGAAGACGUAUGCUUGGAUGUAAGGCUAUGUUCUUUUGCAAGUUCCAUCCGAUGUGUGGGGGCUCUGAGAUGUCUUAUAGGCCUCAACUAUGAAAUGGUAGAAAUGAUGCAUGUCGAGGGAAGAGACUUGAAAUAUAUGAAGGAAACUCUCCCCAACCUGAAAGUACUUUAUGUAUCUCAGGCUGAAAUAGACAAUAAGACAUUCAAGACGGUAUAUCUUAGAUACCCAAAUCUGAUUGGUCUCGGGUUUUCUGAGUGUAUCUUUAAUGGAACCUCCUUCUAUGAGACCAUCAUACACUUUAAAGGUGUUCUGAGGUUUCUGGAUCUUACCUCUUCAAGGCUUCCUCAUGAUUAUAUCUCUUUUUUGAAGAAAACCUUAUGUUCAUGCUCUGUAAAACUAAGAAGUGGAGAUUUGAUCAUGGUUGAUAAUACCUCCUCCAAGUAA
Encephalitozoon romaleae SJ-2008 is the source of this 1083-nucleotide messenger RNA. RefSeq lists its product as hypothetical. The record is from RefSeq and is a predicted model, not a curated record. The coding region runs from base 1 to 1083 and encodes 360 amino acids. The transcript has a single exon. NCBI's taxonomy places the organism in Eukaryota, Fungi, Microsporidia, Unikaryonidae.